UUUAGAAUAAGCGUAAAUAUGUACAGGGACAAAAGUCAUGGUGCAUUACCAAACACGAGAUAUUCGACGCUUGGAGGAGAUGGGAUGACAAGGUCUUCUUCAACCCUUAAUCUUGCUGCUAAUAAUACCUUAAGGAAUACCCUUGAUCUUCAUAAUAGGAGUCGAGCUGAUUGGGUUGCAGAAAAUUAUAAUUAUGAUCCUUAUGAGAAUAAACCUCCAACCAAUUAUCAAAUGAAGCAUGGAUCGAUGACAAUGAUGAAUCCUGAUUUUUCAAAAAGUGAAAAUCCUCAAAGGAACUUUAUUGGCAAUAAUACUUACGGAGAGAAGCCAAAUUUCUUGAGGCAAGUAUCAGAUCUUGAAACUCGAAUCAAAAACAACAGAGGACCAAAUACCCCUUGGAAGGUAGUCCCUUCAGUUCCACAGACAGUUGUACCGACAGCUGCUGGCCCAAUACCUUUGGGCAUCCCCAAUGGAGGAAUGCUUCCAUAUAGUGGAGGAUUUCCAUAUGGAGGGUAUGGAGGAUACUACAAUCCAAAUUAUUUACAUUCGACGAUUAAUAACAUGGGUGAAACAAACAAGCAGUUAAAAUAAUCAGCUAUUUUCUCACAAGGAAGCAAUUGGUGAACUUGAAGAGCAGGUAGACACAAUGGCUAGAGAAGGAACCAGAUUUGAAGAUAUAAUCCAUAAAUACAACCAAGAUCUUCAGACAGCUCGUGAACGGUAUACCCAACCAACAGCUUAUGGAGGAGGAAUAGCAGGUGUUGACACUGCAAACAUCCAGACAGGUGUGAGUACUGUAGAUCCUAGGAAAACCUUUAGAAGUGUUGGUGAUGUUAGUGAUCCCAGGAAAGGUUUCUUUAAAUGGGGAGAUGCAGAGACUGACAAUGUUCUACAUAAUAUAGCUAAUCAAGAGCAAGAACUUCUUAGAAUUAUCAGUAAUAUUCCAGAAAAUAGCCAGAUGUAUAAGACUAAAUCUGAGAAGCUCCAGAACGUAGUUAGAAAAAGAGUAGAACUUGAGAAGAUGCUCUACAAUAGAGCAGACUACGAUCAGUACUACAAAGAAAAAGUAAUUGAUGACCAGAAGAAAGAUAAUAUUGCUCAGUGGCUCAGAAGAGAUAUUAAUCUCUUUGAGAAAGAAGCUUCCUUCCAAAAAUUUAGAUCUGGAGAUGGAUUUUUAGUUUAUUGGGACUAUAUUCUUAACUUGCUCAAAGAAUUCAAGAAAGUUCAGAUUGUUUAUGGAAUUUACAACCGAGGAAGUACUGUGUUUGAGCCUCGUUUGGUUGAUCUCACUGAUAUAAACGAUACGACACAUCCAAAUUUUGCUCAAGUUAUUUUUGACAUCAACCACCUCGUAAGAGAUAUCGAACCUCACCCUGAUUCAUUACUUAUUUUUGAAGUUCAAGUUCCAGUUCAGAAAACAGCAGCGAUUGAAGACAAAAUGAAUAUUGGAGCAAACACGGGUUAUAGAUUAAGUACAAGAGCGAGAGAGGUCACAAAAAGAAAAUUUGAUGAGUUUGAGGACUUCAAUGAAGAGUCUCCAAAUAUGUUUCAGACUUAUGGAUGGUCAGUAAUUGAUUUAUUCAGUUACAAACAUGAUUUGAAAAGAGGAACUUAUAAAGUCCCUAUCUACAAACCUCCAACUAUUGUCAACUUAGAUGUGAGAGAUAUUCCUGCUUUAGAAAGAAUUCCGGACACAAUGGUUUGGCUUCGUGUUGCUUUUCCAAAGGAAGAUGAGUAUUCUGAAAUUCGUUGAGACCCGUCUAUCUAUCAUAUUUACUACAUCCCUGAAAUCCACAACUUUGCUCCAAAAAUUGACAUGUACGUCAAACCUGAAAGGGAUCCCAAUUAUGUAUGAGAAGGAAUUAAUGUCUAUGUGCAUUUCUGUAAGGGAAUACAAGCAGCAAGACAUGUCAGAGUUGCUACUUGUAUUCAGCUGGGUAAAAACAUUAUCCAAAUGGAGAAUGGAGCUCUUUGUUUCUAUGCCACUCAUGGUGUCAAACCAGAAGUAAAGGAAGUUGUAACUACAAAGGCAGCCAUUACUCCAAAAUCUAAAAACUCAGCCGUGAAAUCUAUCCUUAAGAACAACACAAUUGAGAUUCCAAGUCAUACCAUCUACUACGACAAUAUUGAAUUCAAUAAUGGGAAAGAGUUUUACAUGGACUUCUACAAACUUUUCUGGGAUGAAGAUCUCAAUGAGAACAUGUACGUUGUCAUCCAGUAUCUGGAGAGAAAGCAAGGAAUCAUCCCCACGGUAGAUGCUGUUAUUUCCAGGAAAUUGAUUGAGGAUGAAUAUGAUUGCCUAGGGUAUUCAGUCAUCCAGAUCAAUAACCCUGAUGGAACCAUUAGGUAUGGUACUUAUACACUAGAUUUGUAUAAUCCACCUAUUUAUGUUGAGGAGCUCGAUGAAACCCAAAGAACAACAGGAAUUUGCAAGGUAACUAUUGGAAGACCUGGAAUAGAAGUGGGUGCUACUAGAGCAGGAGCAAGUGUAAGACAGAGAACACCUCCAAUGCCUGGCAGUACAAGAAAGGUCCAGAUCAAUAAUACACCUCAAGUGAGUUCAGGUGGAGGAAGAACUCCUCGCUCUCGUAAGAAAAAGAAGAAAACUCGUCCCAUGAAAGAAGUGGAGACUCCAAACAAAGGAAAUGAUCCAUUUGAGAAUCCUCCUCAACCAGAAGAAGACAAAGAGGAGGAACCUUUUUAAGCCUUCUCCAGUGCCUCCAACUCCAAAGAGGAAGAAAAAGAGUCCUUUUACUCCUGGUAGUAGGGAUAUCCCCCCUGCAGAUAUUAUCAAAACUCCUUUGAACGAUUAUGGAAUUGCGAAUGCUUUGCAUGAUUCUGUAUUGGUUCUUCCUUCUAAGGGUAAGAAUCCUGAUGCUUUUAUACCAAAUGAGCAAAUUCAGUACAGAGUAGAAUCAUUCGGGGCAAACGAGGGUGUCGAUUUCUACAUUGAUUAUGCAAGGUUUCUGCCAGAUAAUACAACAGUGACAAAAUGAGUGAUGAGAGCAUUUAACUAUGACAUGGUUAGACUGAUUCAAAGAGCAGAAGGAGUGCCCGAUGUCAAUGAGAGUACAACCUAUAUCCCAUAUUUUGGUUUCAGGUAUGAAUUCAGAUUACCUAGAUAUGACCCCACUACAAUUGUUGCAAUCACUCUAGAAACAAUAGACAAAACAAGCCUUGAGGUCGUUUAUCUUGGACAUGCUUUCUUCCCACUAUUCUUAGACAAAGACUCUCGAAAACCUACAGCUGAUCCAUCUGCUCAAGACUUUAUUCUCCAGGAAGGGAAUUAUCAGAUACCUCUUUACUGUCAAACACCGCCUCUAAAUCCACCAUUCACGUUUGAUAUUCUAACUAAACUUGAAAAGAUACCAACUGCAUCUUUGCUUAUUAGAGUAAGAAAGGCAGCUACUUCAGAAGGCUACAAAGUCCUCAGCAUUAAAGAUGUCCCUAAUGAUCAGUGGGAGUCUCUUGGAUUAGUCGAAGCACCUCCAGAUUAUGGAGAGGAGAAAUACAACACAAGUUACUGCAAUGUCAAUAAUAGCGAACUUGCUACGUUCAAAGAGAGAGAAAGACGUCAUGAUCCUCAGUUCAGAGAUACUUGUAAAUAUCUUGCUCAAGUUUUGAACAUUCCUGGUCCCUCACAUCCUGAGUACACAGAUGAAUGGGUUGAAGAACUUAUCAAUUCUACAGAAGAAACAGAGUACCUGAAUAUGAACUAUUUUGCAACUUAUAAUAAAGAGCUUGGAUUCAAAAUUUCAGUAGAUGGGUUCCACAAUACGCCUCAUCCAAUCCCAUAUGGGUGUAUUGUUUCUUUGAACCCUCCAGGUUCGCUGUACACUAAAGAAAAUCCAGAAGACCUAAAAGACGUGAAUGUAGCAACAGCUCUUGAUUUCUCAUCUCCUUUGAGAUCUUUCCACCUGCUCGAUGGAUACUUUAACUUUAGAAAUGUGAGAGGAGUGCCAAACCUUGCUGCUGUCUUAGAUGUCAGGUCUAUUGAAUUUGUAUCUGGAAAUACCAAGAUUGUGGAAUCUGGCUGGACAGUAGUUCCAAUUUUCCUCCAAAGAGACAUGAAGCUAUACGUUAAGAGUGGAAUUUAUCAAGUUCCUCUUUUGAAAGGACCUCCUGAUCCAGAGCUUGUUAAAGAGAUGGCAACUUAUGAAGACCAGUGGAAUUUCAUACAGAAUAUGAUCUCAGAGAGGAAACUAUCCCUCCAUGAACCCUUCAGUAUUAUUGUCAGAGUCUGUGAUGGGCAAAGAGAAGGUCAUUUCUCUAAACGUUAUGACUUCUCUAGAUUUGAUUACUCUUACAUGCCGAUAGAAUCCAAGAACAAGACAUACUUAUUCUCUCAAGAUUCAUUGAUUAAGUUCCAGAAGAUGCCACGGCUGAGCAAGGUUGUGCCCAAGACUAUUGAUGGGUCACUGUUCCAGAAAAGGAUUACUGAUGACUUUAUUGAGAAGUUCUCGUUGACUCAGUUUACAACUGAUGAUAUAUAAUCUCCAUAAUUUUUCAAAAUUUAGAGUAA
This is a messenger RNA of Moneuplotes crassus, 4522 nucleotides long. Lineage: Eukaryota; Ciliophora; Spirotrichea; Euplotida; Euplotidae. The record is from the annotation of a GenBank genome assembly.